Messenger RNA from Dracunculus medinensis (Guinea worm), 1641 nucleotides. Lineage: Eukaryota; Metazoa; Nematoda; Chromadorea; Rhabditida; Dracunculidae. The record is from the annotation of a GenBank genome assembly.
AUGAGAUAUCCAAACUUGCAAGGUAGAAGUCAUAAUAAUGGUAUCCAACAAAGAAUUAUUCGUAUGGUUGAAGGAGAAAAAAAUCCGAUUGCGCCACAUAAAUGCAAGCGAAUUGAUGCAUUUUCUGUUUCAACUUCAGUAGUGAUCAAGGAGCCUCCUCCAUAUGGCAGCAGAAAUGCUUGGAUACCCAGAAAAGUCGAGGAUUUUGGAGAUGGUGGAGCUUUCCCUGAAAUACAUGUUGCGCAGUUUCCACUUGGAAUGGGAAUGGAUUUACAUCGAAGUAGUGGUGCUGGCAAAACCCUUGCAUUGCAGUUCGACACAGAGGGAAAACUGCGGCACGAUGCGAUUGCUCGUAUUGGUCAUUCAAAAGAUAAAAUUAUAUACAGUCGCUUGUCUGAUACAAAAUCCAAGCCUCUAGAUGAAGAGGACGAAUCAUUUCACAAACCUGGUGAUGAAGAAAUUGCUGAGAGGACUGAAGCAACAAGGCUGGCUUUAGAAAAAAUCACUUCAUCGAAGGUUGCAAGUGCUUUGCCUGUCCGACAUGCACAGAAACAAGGACCUGUUCAAUAUAUUCGAUAUACACCUAGUCAGCAAGGUGGGGGCCAUAACAGUGGUGUCCAGCAACGAAUUAUUCGUAUGGUUGAAGAACAAAAAGAUCCGAUGGAGCCACCUAAAUUCAAAAUCAAUCAAAAAAUUCCUCGGGCACCACCAUCUCCACCUGCUCCUGUAAUCCACUCACCUACUCGGAAGACCACAGUAAAGGAACAGAAUGACUGGAAAAUUCCACCUUGCAUUUCAAACUGGAAAAAUCCCAAAGGUUUUACGGUAGCACUAGAUAAACGUCUUGCUGCUGAUGGUCGUGGUCUUCAACAGGUGCAUAUCAAUGAAAAUUUUGCUAAGCUGGCGGAGUCGCUUUAUUUAGCUGAUCGAACUGCUCGUGAAGCAGUUGAAACUCGUGCGCAGAUGGAACGACGUGUUGCACAAAACAAGAAGUUGGAACAGGAGGAAAAAAUGAGACUCAUGGCUCAAAAAGCCAGGCAAGAUCGUCUUUCGGUUAAGAAGAGUCAUAAUGAUGAAAUGAAUCAAGAAGCACGAGAAAGAGAACAAAUUAGGCGUGAUCGGAUCGAUGAACACCGGCGUGAAAGAAAUAUUGCUCGUAAUAAUCCAGACAAACUGGAACGAUUGCGUCGUGGUAAGGACCGUGAUAUAAGUGAAAAGAUUGCUCUUGGACUACCGGAUACACGUGUCAAAAGUACUGAAACUCAAUUUGAUCAGCGUUUGUUUGAUCAGUCUAAGGGCUUAAACAGUGGAGGUAUCGAUGAUGAAACGUACAAUGCUUAUGAUAAGCCUUGGCGUGCUCAAGAUAACAUCCAGCAGCAUAUUUACAGACCAAGCAAAAACUUAGAUAAAGACCUCUAUGGUGAUGACCUUGACCGUAUUAUUAGCACGAAUCGUUUUGUUCCAGAUAAAGGUUUUAUCAGUGCUGAACCUGGCGCAGGGCGAUCUGCUGGACCCGUGCAGUUCGAAAAAGAUGAAGAGGACAUUUUUGGUCUGGGUCAACUUUUGCUGUCAGCUAAAGAAACCAAAAAGAGAGGAGGUGAUGAUGUAGAUGAUGCAUCAUCAAGUAAGCGGAAACGUUGA